AUGAGCGACGAUAAAACCAUCGAUGGUUUUCUCGUGCGAGAUAGGGACAACGCGACGACUAAAACGACGAAAGAGGAGUCGCGGUACGAGUUUCUCCUCCGCGUGAUUGAAAACGUCAAAACUGUCGCGAAAGAACAGUUGCAACGGAAACGAUUUAAAAAGAAUGAUGAUGAAGAUAAAGAAGAAUUAGAAUUAGAAUCGCUGGAGACGUACCACGAUCGACGGAAAGACGCGCAGUUCGUUUUGAUCGAGUUGAGACGGGCCAAUCGAGACGCAAUGUUGGAGAUGGAAGAAAAGAAACUGAAUUUCGUUGAACGGAAACGAAAAGAGGUUGAAAAAAUUGGGAAGAAAGUGUUAUCCGCGGAGUACGAGAAGUCACACCUGACGAUGGAAAUGCAAUCGAGACAAGGCAUCGCGACGUCGGAAGACGCGUUGAAAUUUGAUUUCGUGGACGAGGAGACGUUUUUAAAAUCAGAGAAGAAGAAGAAUAAGAAUAAUAAGAUGUCCGCUUUAACGACGAAGAAUAAAAACGCGUUCGCCGAGCGAAGGUUGGAGGACGAGUUGGAACGCAGGAAAGAGCUUUUAGAGCGAAUAGAAAAAGCAAAGGAGAGAAAGAUUUCACUCCAGAGAAGUAAGCUCGAGCGAGAGGAAAAGAAGAGAGAGGCGGAGAAUGCGAUCAAGGACUUGAAGAGGACAGCCGCGAUGGUCGGAGAGAAAUUUAAAACCAUCGUUCACCAAGAAAAGAAGUGA
Molecule: messenger RNA, 750 nt
Organism: Bathycoccus prasinos
Lineage: Eukaryota; Viridiplantae; Chlorophyta; Mamiellophyceae; Mamiellales; Bathycoccaceae
Exons: 1
Coding region: 1-750 (249 amino acids)
Source: RefSeq, a predicted model, not a curated record